UUCUCUCCACCUGAAGCAUCGCCACACCCUGACGACAGGUACCUCUGCAACCGGAGCACACUCACCUGCACGCCUGCACGCCUGCCAUUAUUUGCGGCUUCUGUGGUUCACACUGGUAACAUCCCUAUUGUUGGAACAUAGUCUAAAAUCUACUGGGCUUUAGGAGCAUCUUGGGGGAAGACACAGCUGAGGAGGCAUCAUGUCGAUGGGAUUGGAGAUCGGAGGCAUUGCUCUGGGUGUCAUCGGAUGGAUCAUCGCCAUCGUGUGCUGCGCCCUGCCUAUGUGGAGGGUUUCUGCGUUCGUCGGGGCCAACAUCGUGACAGCGCAGACCAUCUGGGAGGGCCUGUGGAUGAACUGCGUGGUGCAGAGCACAGGCCAGAUGCAGUGCAAGGUCUACGACUCCAUGCUGGCGCUGGGCUCCGACUUGCAGGCGGCGCGCGCCAUGACCAUCAUCUCCAUUAUCCUCGGCGUCCUCGGACUGCUCAUCUCCAUCAUGGGCGCCAAGUGCACCAACUGCAUUGAGGACGAGGCCUCCAAGGCCAAGACCAUGAUCGUCUCCGGCAUCUUGUUCAUCAUCGCUGGCAUCCUGAUGCUCAUCCCCGUGUCGUGGUCGGCCGACCGCACCAUCAAGGACUUCUACAACCCUCUGGUGCCUGCUAGCACGCUCCGAGAGCUGGGUGCUGCCCUCUACAUUGGCUGGGCAGCAGCGGCACUUCUGAUUUUUGGCGGUGCAAUGCUGUGCUGCACCUGCCCUCCGCGAGAGAGGAGGUACAAGGCCCCGAAAAUGGCCUACACCAACCCCAACUCAGCAAGCGUGGGUGGGUACGACAGGAAGGAUUAUGUCUGAAAAACCAAACGUCUCACACAUCUGUUUAACUUCACUGUGGAAAUUGUUAUUGCACUGUUUUCAUUACUUUUGUGCUUUUGGAAGACAAAUACCAUACAAUUCUGAGGUCUGUAAAAUUUGUAUUUGUAACCCAUUCAUUGAUAAAUCAAUACUUUAUGUUAAUGUUUCUAUUAAGUAAUUCAAGUAAUUGUGAAAAACUGUUGAAAUUAAUGUGUAUUUUCAAGUGAACGUGUCCUUUGUCUUAAACAUACUGUUAAAUAGGAGUGGUGUGUUUUACAUAUAUUUGUUUAGGAAAAUCCUGACCUGGAAAAGACUCAAAACAAAACCCAAACAUCUCACAGAUACUGUUUGGUCUAUUCAUUUUUACUAGGAAUUGAAAAAUGUCAAGGUUGCCGUGGUGAUUAUUUAUAAGUAAUUAAUGUCAACAAAUGUCAAGAUUAGAUCAAACCAUUUAACUCUGCUACAUCUUAAAAUUAUAGACACACAUAAUAUUCAUUUUAUAACUUAUUACUUUUAUUUAUAUAAUGUUCUAGUAUAUCCAUUUAAAAUGUCUAUAACGAUAAUGCAUUGAUCCUUAUACAUUCAUGAACUGAUUAAAACAGAGGGCAAAGAGACCCAUCUAAAUUCAAAUUUUAGAAAUGUAUAUACAUUGGUCACUCACUAUUUUCAUUUGUUACUGUGUGUUACUUUGUUUUAUAGAAAUUUGUACUUAUGUGCAAAUAAAUGCCUACAUUUAAGAUAAGUUUUAUUCCUGAGGGCACAUAUUCUUAUUUAUCCAUUAUGGUUUAAGUCCUGUGACUUGACGUGUUGCUCACUUUAGCACACAAAACUGUCCAAUGUUUGCCAGAGGAGGUGGCCAUCACAGAGAGUGCCUUUGCAUUGUCACUGUGGAAGCCAAGAAGGAAGCACAGACAACAAAAAUACAGAACUCAGUGCUCAUCACAGGCCAACACCGGGUCAGAUUACAGAGUACUCAACAUUCAUUAUAUUUAUCGUCUUAGUGGCCAAAUGCAACGUCAAUGUGUAGACCAAAUGUAUUUUUUAACACAACAUAUGUUAAUUGAUUCUGAUAAAUAGCCUUUUGUGUUUCAGAAAAACACAUUUCAACAUUUCAUCAUGGUUUGUCCAAAGCGACCAAUAUGUGUUUAUUGCCUGGCUGUUUUGUUUUUAUUAUUAUUUUGGAACUGAAACUAAAAAAGGACUUUACCUUGUACAUAUGGGUGUGAUAAAUAUUUUACUUGAUGAAUUAAAUGAAUAAAGACAAUUGAUCAAUUUUG
Molecule: messenger RNA, 2124 nt
Organism: Alosa sapidissima (American shad)
Lineage: Eukaryota; Metazoa; Chordata; Actinopteri; Clupeiformes; Clupeidae
Product: claudin-3-like
Exons: 1
Coding region: 200-847 (215 amino acids)
Biological process (GO): bicellular tight junction assembly; cell adhesion
Cellular component (GO): plasma membrane; bicellular tight junction
Molecular function (GO): structural molecule activity
Source: RefSeq, a predicted model, not a curated record